AACAGAAGAAAAAAGAAAAAAUGAAAAACCACCCUAACCCUUCCUCGACCAUCCCCAGAACGCAGCCCCUCCAUUUUCCUCACCCAGCACAAAUCCUCAAUGACUUGAUGGCCUAACAAAGAGGCUGACAAAAACCCUUCGACGACGGCUAGCUCCUUCUCCUUCUCUGGACUUCCGUUGAGCAGCUGUUGCGCAACUUUAAGGGGUAGGGACCUUCAAGCCCAUUUUCAUGGCUGCCAUUGACCCCAUGGUGGCUCCACCAGUGGCAAUGGCAUAAACCCUUGAGUAAAAUCCACAAAAUCCAGAGACCCAAAACAACUAAUUACAUGCAUUUUACUAUGGAUCUUAGAAGGCUUUCAAUCUCGAAACCCACUCUUCUCUUCCGCAUCAACCGCCCCUUAACGUGCGUUACCUGCAACCUCCAACGCCCCAAAGAGCCUCCUCAACCGCCACCAUUACAGGUUCCGAAGGAACCACAGCCUCCCAAUCAGAGUUUGCACAACUGGGUAUCUUCUAUUCUUUCAAAACCAUCUCUGGAUUCUUCUAAAUGUAAAGCUCUGAUACCCCUUUUGUCAUCUCAAGAAUUUGAUAGGGUAUUCUGUUCCAUUAGCUCCAAUGUGAACCCCAAAACAGCUCUUCAUUUCUUUUACUUUGCUUCUGAAUCUUUUAAGUUUCAGUUUACUGCACGAUCCUUUUGUGUUUUAGUUCGUCUGCUUAUUCUUUCGAAUCUUGUAUCGCCUGCGAGAUUGCUUUUGAUCCGUUUGAUUGAUGGGAAUGUGCCAGUUUUAUAUGCUAACCACAAUCAAAGGCAUAUGGAGAUUGCCAUUGCCAUGUUAGACUUGAAUACCGUGUCCACACAAGGUCUUGGGGUUCAGGCAUUGGAUUUGUUGAUUCAUGUUUACUGUACGCAAUUCAAGAAUAUGGGUUUUGGUUAUGCCAUUGAUGCGUUUGUAAUUUUUUCUAAAAAGGGUGUUUUUCCAUCAUUGAAGACUUGUAACUUUUUGUUGAGUUCUUUAGUGAAGGCUAACGAACUUCAUAAGAGUUAUGAUGUAUUUGAAGUUAUGUGCCGAGGUGUUUCUCCUGAUGUUUACUUGUUUACUACCGCGAUUAAUGCAUUUUGUAAGGGAGGGAAGGUUGAUGAUGCAAUAGGUUUGUUUUCGAAAAUGGAGGGGCUGGGUAUUGUCCCAAAUGUGGUUACGUACAAUAAUAUUAUUCAUGGGCUCUGUAAGAGCAAAAGAUUAGUAGAGGCCUUCCAGUUUAAAAAGAAGAUGAUAGAAAACAAUGUGGGCCCGAGUCUUAUAACAUAUAGUGUGCUCAUUAAUGGUUUGAUAAAGCUGGAGAAGUUUCAUGAUGCAAAUUGUGUUUUGAAGGAAAUGUGCAACAGAGGAUUUGUCCCGAAUGAGGUUGUCUAUAACACAUUGAUCGAUGGAUAUUGUAAAACAGGAAAUAUUAGUGAGGCACUAAAGAUAAGGGAUAAUAUGUUAUCCAAUGGGUUAACUCCCAAUUCUGUUACUCUUAAUUCUCUACUGCAGGGGUUUUGUAGAAGUGAUCAAUUUGAUCAUGCUGAGCAAGUUUUAGACAAGAUUUUCUCUGGUGGUUUAUCCAUAAACCAAGCUGUUUGUUUCUCGGUUAUUCACUGGUUAUGCAUGAAGUCUAGGUUUGAUUCUGCACUAAAAUUCACUACUGAAAUGCUAUUAAGAAACUUUAGGCCCAGUGAUAGCUUGCUUACCACAUUGGUUGGUGGGCUCUGUAAAGAUGGAAAGCAUUCUGAGGCACUUGGGCUUUGGUUUAGGCUAUGGGAGAAAGGAGUUGCAGCCAACACAGCGACCUCAAAUGCUCUAAUUCAUGGACUUUGUGAAUCUCGUAGCAUGCAAGAGGUUGUUAUGCUACUCAAACCGAUGCUAGAAAGAGGUUUGGUAUUGGAUAGAAUCUCAUACAACACACUUAUCUUGGGUUGUUGCAAGGAGGGAAAAGUGGAGGAAGGUUUUAAGCUUAAGGAAGAGAUGGCUAAACAAGGAAUUGAACCAGAUACUUAUACUUAUAAUUUGCUAAUGCAUGGCCUGUGUAAUAUGGGAAAAGUGGAUGAUGCGAUUAAACUUUGGGAUGAGUGUGAAAAUCGUGGUCUUGUUCCCAAUGUCUAUACAUAUGGGGUGAUGAUAGAUGGGUACUGUCAAGCUGGAAGAAUGAAAGAGGGUGAAAAUCUCUUCAGUAAGUUGGUGAAUAAGGAAGUGGAACUAAAUUCAGUUGUUUAUAAUAUACUAAUCAGAGCAUACUGCACAGAUGGGAAUAUGACUGCGGCCCUUGGUCUUCGUUGUGACAUGAAAAAGAAGGGCAUUCAACCAUCUUGUGGCACAUAUUCUUCUCUUAUACAUGGACUCUGCAAUAUUGGCAAUGUUGAGGAUGCAAAAUGCCUUCUGGAUGAAAUGAGGAAGGAUGGUUUGUUGCCAAAUGUUGUUUGUUACACUGCACUGAUUCAUGGUUAUUGUAAGCUAGGCCAAAUGGAUAAAGUAAGGAGUGCCUUUCUGGAGAUGUCUUCAGAUAACAUACAACCUAAUAAGAUUACCUACACUGUCAUGAUUGAUGGGUAUUCUAAACUAGGCAAUAUGGAAGAAGCAACUAAACUUCUAUGCGAGAUGGCAAAAAUGGGAAUUGCCCCAGAUGCCGUUACCUAUAAUGCCUUAACAAAUGGAUUUUGCAAAGAAAGGAUGGUGGAAGAAGCUUUUGAAGUAUGUGAUCAUAUGUCCAGUAAAGGUGUAGGUUUAGAUGAGAUUACAUAUACAACAUUGGUUCAUGGGUUGCAUCAGCCCACUACAUGUGCAAAUCAGGAAUGAUAUGGAAACAUUCAAAAGGUGCACAUUCUUAUUCUUAAUACUGCUGACUGUAGACCAUGGGAUAAAUGUUACAUCUCCUUACCAUCUCCAAAAUGAUCCUUGAACAUGGGAGUUGCAACCUGUAAGUAUUUGAGUUUGGAACUGGCUUUGUUUGAAGAAAAAAAUUGAAAAUUAGACACCAGCCAUCUCAGAUUUAAAUCGUGUUCACUCUGUUGAUGAGGCACAUAGCUCGCUGAUAUGGCCUUAAGGAAAUGUUUGAAACAUCAAGAUAUGGCAGAAUCCCAGAUCGACACUUAAAGGAGAAUGUGGAGUCCUUGCUGCCAAUCUGUACCCAAAGAGUGUUUUCGGGGAGGAUACUUUGGUGAAUGUGAGUUUUGAGAAACAAGCAGAUGGUAAGCUCAGUGGAUACAUCAGAAUUAGAAGCAAGACUCGAGGCAUUGUCCUUCAGUCUUGGGUACAAGAUCACCUUGAAACAGAAGGGCGGCCUCUGAUUGGACAAGCAGCCUAAUUUUGCAGCUGUUAUUCUUGCUUGAACCUUUGUUAGUGCUAGUUUGCUUGCAGCAUGAGGCCUAUCUAUAUUCAUCUGACUUGCACUUAAUUUUCGUGUUUUUACCGAGGAUUGCCUCUGUUAUAGAAUUCUUUUGCUUUUUUGUUUUUCCCAGUAAGUGGAUAGUUAGAGCAUCUACAGUGGGAGGGUGUAUAAUAAGGUGUACGCUAAAUAUACACCCUUUGUAAUCGGAAUCACCCACAAUGGAGAGGUGUAAACGAGUGUAAAUUUGCAUUACCACCAUGAGAUGCAAAUUUAGAUGCACAUAUACAUCUUUUUUUACAUUUCUUACAGGUGGGACUUACAUGAGAAAAUGUGAGAAAAAAUGGAGCAAAAAUCACAUUUACAUCCCCUUGAGGUGUAUUGGGGGAUGUAAAAGUGGUUUUACACCCCCGAAAUUACACCCUCCCACUGUGGAUGCUCUUAGGACAUAUUGUUGCUAUCCACAAUAUAUUCAAAGUAAAUUUGUAGUGAUGCCCACUGUAUACAUUUCUGUUGUUAAUUGUAACAUUUCAUGUUUUCAAUUUGUAUUUGCUGUUGCUAUCAAUACCCCCAGCAAGU
Messenger RNA from Prunus mume (Japanese apricot), 3939 nucleotides. The record is from RefSeq and is a predicted model, not a curated record. Lineage: Eukaryota; Viridiplantae; Streptophyta; Magnoliopsida; Rosales; Rosaceae.